This is a messenger RNA of Alosa alosa (allis shad), 4805 nucleotides long. RefSeq names its product lipase, endothelial (gene lipg). Gene Ontology annotation, molecular function: protein binding; lipoprotein lipase activity. Gene Ontology annotation, biological process: lipid metabolic process. The record is from RefSeq and is a predicted model, not a curated record. The transcript is spliced from 10 exons. Bases 2957 to 4240 code for a protein of 427 amino acids. Lineage: Eukaryota; Metazoa; Chordata; Actinopteri; Clupeiformes; Clupeidae.
UUUAAUUUAUUGUGUGGCCCCCCAUGAACGGAACUCCACGGAACUUGGCAGAAUGAUCCUACACCUAUUUUGGCACCACUAUGUGCCACACGCACUCCACAACAUAGUCCACAACAAGCCAGGGCUGCUGAUAGGCCAAUCUAGCACCAGCACUCUCUGCGUAUACAGUCAUGCACUUAUAAUCAGAGUUGACAAAGUUGAUGGUGUCCAGCUGGGAAAUAAUUGUCUGGACAUUGUCUGGAGGACAGCAUGUGUUUCCACAAAACAGUGUGUGUCUUUCUGUGUUAAUAAAUGACUUGAUAGACCAUUGACAAACUUUGGCUUUUAACCCUAAUGCUGUUAGCAGCUUGGAUGGUCCUUUCCCUGUUGUUUUCACCCAAAACUAUUUGAAAUGUUGACUCGCUGGACCACUGAGCUACUGUCCUUCAGAGAUCCCCAGAGAAAGUGUUCUUCCCACUGUAGUAGCAUAACUUGCAUCUGCGGUGAUGAAUACCUUUGACUGGCAAUGGUUUUCUGAAGUAUUCCUAUGCCAUGAUGAUACCUAUUCCGAGAUACCCAAAACAAACACAAUAAGUGAUGCUUGGGAAUCUGACGUCGGAGAAGUGUUAUUGACCAAAUUUCUUGAACCUUUUAAAUGCAUUGUGCAGAACAGAGGCUGAAUAUAUUCAGCAGUUUAUAUUUAUUUGACUUAUUAUAUUAUAUUAUUUGUAAGGCAGUUUGGUCAUUCUGAAUGGGAAAGCUUGCAGGUGAUUUUUAAUCUUCAUAUAAGCAUUAUUUAUUUCAUUGUUUAUAUUUUCAUAGUUUAUAGUUAUUUCAGGAAAUAAGUGACGUGUACUGGGUUACAGUUGUUAAAAGUAAGACUGGAGGAAUCUGAAGGUGGCUACUGAUCCACACAAGUCACAUGCCCUGGAACCACACUAAUCCUGAGCUCCCAUUCAGCCGGAUAAGUCCUGAAACUGAAAGGGCACGACGUUUGAGGAAUGAAACCACAAGAAAAUAUGAAAUGCUUUUGCUUGGUUAUACAACCCACUGUUGCAUGUGUUAUGACAGUGCGUCUGGUUAAUAUAGUCUGAAUGAAGGGUCCUCAACUGAUAUUGUGUAUACAGGUAUGGUGAAGUCUAACAAGGCAUCAAUUUAAUGAUCUCAAUUGAUUGUACUUGAUACAAGCGUUUGCGUCAUUUUGAGCACUCUUAUAUGAACAGUAUAUGAAAAGGAAUGUCAGUGGUGUCACAUGCUGGACAAUGGAGCACUACAACAUAACACACAUGCUUUACCAAGUUGUUUCUGUUGUUUGUCUUCUUUGAGUGCUCUUCUAAAAUGAUCAUCCAGAGGGCUGUGAGGAGCACUUUGUUGCAUUAUGGCAAAAAGGGUGGAUGAGAGCUGUUACUGCAUCUUUAAGUAGAGUGCUAUGCCACCCCAGGAAUGUACACCACACCCACCCUUUGUGUAAUAUAGACACACCCACUCACUCUCUAGUAGACCAGUAGCCACAUGCUCUUUUGUCUAAGAGUGCAUUUAGUCAAUGUUUGUAAAUGCAUCAAGUCAUGAGUUUACCAUUGAUUUCUGCAUUAUAUUCCAUUUCAAUGCUGGUAGUUAGGCUGGAAAUAACACACCCAAUUUAUGACAGGAAACUGCACAUCCACAUUGGUGAGAAACCAUCUGCCAAUAUAGACAAAGCUGGAGAUAAGUGUAACGGGUUGAGGGAUGUGUGUUUGCUCAUCGGCUGAGCUACAGAUACUUUAUCUGCGCAUGUACUUGUGUGCUCAUGUUCUCUCCAGUGCAGGAGCUGGCCGACAGCCGAGGCACAGGGCACUGCUGGACAGUGAACUCUCUCACCUUGUCUCUACACAGGAACGUUGACCACUGCCAGUGAGCACAUGCUGUUAUAACUGCCAGCUUACAACAUUAAGAGGCACUCACAAUAUUUGCUCUUUCUAGCAAAACAGGUUCAGUUUAUGUUCUCUCAUAACAGUCAGCCUGGCGAGCCAAAAGCGCGCGCUCUCUAACAUGGUGACAAACCAUGCCACGGACAUAUCCUAGCUAUGCUGUCUGUGAGCUCCCAAAUACAUCUAGACUCUUAAAAAUAGGCUCAAGUACUUUCUCACUGAGGCUGCUGCGUCAGCACUGACGUCUCCUAGAUAAGCUACUGUGCAUUAGCAAAGGUGUGGCCCAGCUACCUGACUUUGCCACUGGCUGUGCACUACAGGUGUAACCUGCUCACCCCAUUCAUCCGGACAUAAUCUAGCAAACCAAGUAUUCUCUUCUGAGUGUGAGGGUGCCCUCACAGUCUGAAUUAAUUUGCAUGUUAGAAGAGCAGCAUCCUAAAUUACUCCUACCGACAUACAGAAAACUGUGUGCUUGCGCGCACACAUACACUCACAAUAGCGCAGACUGACCCACUUCUAGCCUGGGAAUAUAAGAAUGCUAAGGCAUUUAACAGACCAGGCUGCAAGGCUUUAGUGUGAUCACACAUUUUGUUGGAAUUUCUGGAAUGCUGAUUAUAAUUCAGGUUAUCCUUAACAUUUUAAAGUAGAUCAACUGUUAGUCGUUAAAACACAAUUCUUUGUCUCUACUCUUUAUUUCGUAGUUGUUCUUAACAAAAAGAGCCAUGUGGUUGUAAUAAAACUGGGACUCUUAAAAUAAAUGAGGAAUGUGUUUCUACAGGAACUGCAUAAGUGGAACACAUGACCAGAUUUCCUUAUGCCUUCUGGUGACCUGAUGGACUUGCUUGCCAGUGAUUUUUUUCUUUUCUUUUUUACAUCGGAGGACCAGUGUGGCCAGUGAUUUGCACCUGUUGCCAUGAACAGAUGUUUGGAACAAGGAACCUGUUUAUUGUGUACUUAUUUAAGACCUUGAUGCGAAGCUACUAAAGGAUCCAUAUUCACUCCAUGACCAAAUCAAAUAUGACUUCCGCAAGUCAUUAGAUCUGGACGAGGAGGGAUGUAUCCUCGACCCUAUGAAGAGAGCAGGCCUAAAGGAGUGUGGGUUCAACACCACAGCCAAGACCAUCUUUAUCAUACAUGGCUGGACGAUGAGUGGAAUAUUCGAGAGCUGGAUGCACAACCUGGUGGCAGCUGUGCAGCAGCGAGAGCCAGAAGCCAACGUGUUCGUCGUGGAAUGGUUGAACCUCGCCCAUCAGCUCUACCCUGAUGCUGUCAAUCACACGCGACGUGUGGGACUAAGCAUUGCAGACCUGCUUAACUGGCUCCAGGAGGAGGCAUCUAUGCCAUUGCAGAAUGUUCACCUGAUCGGUUAUAGCCUUGGGGCACAUGUUGCAGGCUAUGCAGGCACUUUUGUGAAGGGCACAGUUGGAAGGAUAACAGGCUUAGACCCAGCAGGACCCAUGUUUGAAGGAGCAGAGUCGCAUCGGCGCCUUUCUCCCGAUGACGCUGACUUUGUUGACGUCCUGCACACGUACACACGAGAAGCCCUGGGCGUCAGCAUUGGCAUCCAGCAGCCAAUAGGAGACAUCGACAUCUAUCCAAAUGGGGGAGACGUCCAACCAGGAUGCGCAUUGGGUGAUGUGGUGGCAUAUGCUGGUGGUGGUUUUCUGGAUGUGCUGAAGUGUGAGCACGAAAGAGCAGUGCACCUGUUUGUGGAUUCUCUGAUGAACAAGGAGCAUGUCAAUUAUGCGUACCAGUGCACUGACCCGGACCGCUUCAAGAAGGGCAUCUGCUUGAGCUGCCGCAAGAAUCGCUGCAAUAACAUGGGUUACAACGCCAAGACAAUGCGCAAGAGGAGGAACAGUAAGAUGUAUCUGAAGACCCGUGCCGACACACCCUUUGGAGGUUACCACUACCAGAUGAAGAUGCAUGUAUUCAACAGAAAGCACUCCGAUGAUGCUGACCCUACCUUCAAAAUCAAACUCUUAGGGGAGCACAACGAUACUUCAGACCUCUUUGUCAACUUACCAGACAAAGUGGGCCUGAACUUCACCAACACAUUCUUGGUGUUUGUUGAGGAAGAAAUUGGUGAGCUUCUGAAGAUCCAGCUAAGCUGGCAAGAUCCUGCAGAAUCUCUCUCAUCCUUAUGGAAAAACUUCUGGUCCUGGUCUAGUCAGUCGUCCAAUCAGGUGCUACAAGUUCGCCGGAUUCGUGUAAAACAUGGAGAGACUCAGAAAAAAUACACGUUCUGUCUCCAAGACUCUUCUGAGAAUGACAUCACACCAGGAAAGCAUCUGACCUUUGUGAAAUGUCGCGAUGGCUGGGAGGUGAAGCCAAGCAAAAGAUUCCACAUGUGAAAUGAAGGCACUUCACCUGGUCGUCUUAACUGGUACUGCUGCUACACCCAGAGCACUUUGUUGGGCUCACAGAGGACUGAGAAUUGGGCCUGAGAGUUUGAGGGAAGGGCUCGGGAUCUGGGAGAGACUCACCACACCACUCAUCUCUUGUGCAAAUGUGCACGGUUUUGCCCUGAGGGGUGGACUGGUGAUUGGCAUCAUUUUUCAUACUUGACCGCUCAACCUCUGAUCAGAAUUUACACGUCUUUGUGUACCAAAAGGUCAUACUAGAAUGGUCAUUAUUUUUGUAAGUGUUUAUUUAUAUUUAAAAAAAAAACAAAUGCACUGAAGUCAGGUUAAUUUAUGAACUUGAUGCACAGCCUUUAUGCAGGCACACAUUCAUUCUUUGCUUAAGGAGUGUUCAGUCACAGGCAGUGGAGCUCAGUAUUUUGAAGAAAGAGAAUGAAGUGUCUGAUAGGUCAGUCUUUUUGAGAAGUGUCAAUUGUUGUCUUGUAUUGUUGAAAUGUUAUGUAUUUGUGUAUAUAAUGUACAUAAUUUAAAAAAUAAACUCAUUUCUUGUACUUUG